Cucumis melo (muskmelon) is the source of this 1857-nucleotide messenger RNA. RefSeq lists its product as uncharacterized. Lineage: Eukaryota; Viridiplantae; Streptophyta; Magnoliopsida; Cucurbitales; Cucurbitaceae. The transcript has 10 exons. The record is from RefSeq and is a predicted model, not a curated record. Bases 1029 to 1727 code for a protein of 232 amino acids. Gene Ontology annotation, molecular function: nucleoside triphosphate diphosphatase activity.
UCAUGUAAAUUUAAUAAAUAAUGACAAAAAUAUGACAGAAUGAGAAUUUUUACUAAAUGAUGAUUAGGUCUAAAUAGUGUAUCACACAAAUGCAAUUGUACAUCAUGUCGAUCCAACACACGCAACCAACUUGAUCUCAAUUGUUAGAGCUAGGGGUAUAGAAAGUGGGUUGGGUUGGGAUGGGGACAUUUCCAACCCAAUCCAUAUAUUUUUCGGAUUGGAUUAUAUUGUUUUAUAAACCCUUGAAAAACUGAGAUAACGCAACAAAACGUUCGAAGAUAGUGAAAUGAGAAGCUGGCGACGACGUAGAUUGAGGAGGAGAGGUGUGAGAUGAGAAGCCGAGAUGAGGGGGAGAGUAUGAGUCAGAGAGAUGAAAGACAUGACGUGAAGUUGUGUUUAAUGAAACAAGGAUCGACUUUAAUUUACUAUUUACUAAAUUAAUAAUAAAAUAUAAAUAUAAAUUGUUGUUUGAGUUGUUGGGCUAUUCUUACACCAUUGGUUAGAGUCAAGAGUGGAAACGAGAAAGGAGGUAAAAAAAAACUGAAUCUAAGAGAAUAGCAAAAGAGAGAUCCGAGUUUGAUUACACAACUAUUUGUUUAAAUAAUUUCAUCCCAACGUGAUGUAAGAAAAGAAAAACUUACUUAAAAAAGUGGAACAAAAUUCAAUCAAAUCCAAAGUUUAAGUUUAACUCUUGUCUCUACUAAACUCCAUUACGAAGUAAUAGGGAGAGCGAGUAAUAUUAAGAGAAUACAAAUGCAAAAUCCAAAACCCUAAAAGAAAGAGUAAAGAAUAGAGGAAGAUUCCUACUCUAAAGUGCACAAUUGUGUUGUUUUGAUAAUAUCACUCAAGCAAUUGGUCAAAAAAAAACUGAAUUAAGGAAUGGAGCAGAUUUUAUUUUUAUUUUGGUAAUCGGAACGAACAAACCGUUAAUUUUAGAGUCAAAUCUCUGUUGUUAGGAUUGAAGAUACUGAAUUUUCAAGUUAGAAAAGGGAAAAAGACAAGCAAGAGGUCGUUCGCCAGUUUCAGUUAUGGUAAAUUGGUUCUCUCUUAUGGUUCAAACUCCAAAUCUUAUCCGUCGCAUAUCCACCAAAAUACGAGAUUGCAGAGAAAUGGUCGCACCCAAAUCACCAUUUCAGAUAAUAUUAGGUUCAUCGUCAAUGGCUCGUCGGCGCAUUCUGUCGGAAAUGGGAUACGAGUUCACUAUAAUGACGGCGGACAUUGAUGAGAAAGCGAUUAGAAAGGAAAGGCCUGAAGAGUUGGUGGUGGCUCUGGCUGAGGCAAAGGCAGAUGCAAUUAUGUCAAGAAUUCUAGCCACUGGCGUUCAACUCAACAAUGAUGCACAUCCGACACUGCUAAUCACUGCAGACACUGUGGUGGUCUAUGAAGGAACAAUUAGAGAAAAACCAUCCGACAAGGACGAAGCUCGUAAAUUUAUCAAAGGCUAUUCUGGUAGUCAUGCUUCUGUUGUAGGUUCUGUACUCGUAACCAAUCUUAUGACAGGAACAAGAAAAGGGGGAUGGGAAGAGGCAGAGGUUUAUUUCUAUGACAUACCAGAGGAGAUUAUAGAUACCCUGAUUGAAGAUGACGUUACAUUCAAAGUAGCUGGGGGUCUGAUGUUGGAGCAUCCACUGACUUUGCCAUUGGUUGAGGCAGUGGUAGGUUCAACUGACACAGUGAUGGGACUUCCCAAAGCUCUUACGGAGAAACUCAUGAAUGAUGCUCUAUAGCUCACUAAGGAACUAUUAUCAUCUUGAUAAACAUGCUGAUGAUUCGUAAUUUUCUUUCACGAGAUAGUACGUACUUCUUUUGUAAGAAAAGGCAAACUAGAAUGAUUUUGUGAAGGUCCAUUGUUUGAAA